Messenger RNA from Talaromyces amestolkiae, 999 nucleotides. RefSeq lists its product as uncharacterized. Gene Ontology annotation, biological process: fungal-type cell wall polysaccharide metabolic process. Gene Ontology annotation, cellular component: fungal-type cell wall. Bases 1 to 999 code for a protein of 332 amino acids. The transcript has 2 exons. Lineage: Eukaryota; Fungi; Ascomycota; Eurotiomycetes; Eurotiales; Trichocomaceae. The record is from RefSeq and is a predicted model, not a curated record.
AUGAGGACAUCAACACAGCCGUUCCUGACUGCUUUGGCGCUCACAGGAGUGGCUUUUUCGCAAGAUGUUUCAGGUACCACAAAGUUUCAAUCCUCAAAUAAACGAGGUCUUAUCUACAUGACCUCCGACCAUCCAUCUGACGACCAAAUAUGGGUGGAAGAUAAUUCAGAUUUGACUUGGUACUAUGACUACACGGACACGCCCGCGGCCACAUACUCAAAUCGCUCUCAGGAAGAGUUUGAGUUUGUGCCGAUGCUUUGGGGAUCUGCAAACAGUUCGGGAUUUGCUUCAGAGAUCAGAUCCCAGAUUACAUCGGGCCGAAAUAUCACUCAUAUACUGACGUUCAACGAACCGGAUGGAACCACAUCAACAGGCGGAAGUGCAAUUUCGCCCGCUGAUGCCGCCAGCAUUUGGAUACAAGACGUUGAGCCACUGCGAAAUGAAAGUAUAAAAAUCGGCGCUCCGGCUGUGACUGGAAGUCAAAGCGGUCUCACCUGGUUGAGCGAGUUUUUCUCGAAUUGCACCUCUUUGAAAACCAAUUGCACGGUUGAUUUCAUCCCCUUGCACUGGUACGGAGAUUUUCAGGGUCUCGCGAGUUAUCUUGGACAGGUCGUCGCAACAUAUCCCAACACCACGAUAUGGAUAACAGAGUAUGCGCUUGCAAAUGCCGAUUUGAAGGACACGCAAGCGUUCUUCCAAACUUCAGCUGAAUACUUUGAUCGGCUAGAUUAUAUUGAAAGAUACUCAUACUUCGGAUCCUUCCGAUCAUCAGUUUCUAACGUGGGACCAAAUGCGGCAAUGUUAACCCAGGGUGGCCAGCUCACAGACAUUGGAAGUUGGUACCUCGGAGGUGCAGCAACUGGUAACGUCCCGAGCUCUUCUUCAUCGAGCUCUAGCCCUACCGGUUCUGGCGCCACGGGCGUUGGGUAUAAACUUGACUCGUAUAGUGCUGUGCUACGAGCGCUGGCCUUUUCUCUUCUUGUAUUAGCGUUUGUGUAA